Molecule: messenger RNA, 1403 nt
Organism: Labeo rohita (rohu)
Lineage: Eukaryota; Metazoa; Chordata; Actinopteri; Cypriniformes; Cyprinidae
Gene: aldoab
Product: aldolase a, fructose-bisphosphate, b
Exons: 7
Coding region: 16-1248 (410 amino acids)
Biological process (GO): glycolytic process; fructose 1,6-bisphosphate metabolic process
Cellular component (GO): cytosol
Molecular function (GO): fructose-bisphosphate aldolase activity
Source: RefSeq, a predicted model, not a curated record
AUGUGAGGGGUCAUAAUGCUGGAUAAAUACAGUGACCAAUCAGACAGGCAGCUGUUGUGGUCUGUGCCAGAUCUUUCCUUCUUCCCCUUCUGCUUCUCUCUCCCUCGCUUAAGGGGUCGCUCCGUUUUGUCUGUGCUUCUUUCAGCAAGUAAGAUGCCUCACGCAUAUCCGUUCCUGAGCCCCGAUCAGAAGAAAGAGCUGAGCGAUAUUGCUCAGAGGAUCGUCGCUCCAGGAAAGGGAAUUCUUGCAGCUGAUGAGUCCACAGGCAGUGUAGCAAAGCGCUUCCAGAGCAUCAAUGCUGAGAACACCGAGGAGAACAGAAGGCUAUACCGUCAGCUGCUUUUCACCGCCGACGACCGCAUCCUGCCCUGCAUUGGUGGAGUCAUCCUUUUCCAUGAGACGCUCUAUCAGAAGACAGAUGACGGCAAGCUUUUCUCUCAGCUGAUUAAGGAGAGAGGCAUGGUGGUCGGAAUCAAGGUGGACAAGGGUGUUGUACCUCUGGCCGGCACCAACGGAGAGACGACCACACAGGGUCUGGACGGGCUGUACGAGCGCUGCGCUCAGUAUAAAAAAGACGGCGCUGACUUUGCUAAAUGGCGCUGCGUGUUGAAGAUCAGCCCCACUACUCCAUCCCAUCUUGCUAUUAUUGAGAAUGCCAAUGUGCUCGCCCGCUAUGCCAGCAUCUGCCAGAUGCAUGGCAUCGUGCCCAUUGUGGAGCCUGAGAUCCUGCCUGAUGGUGACCACGAUCUGAAGAGAUGCCAGUAUGUGACGGAGAAGGUCCUGGCGGCUGUGUACAAGGCUCUGUCAGACCACCACGUGUACCUGGAGGGAACGCUGCUGAAACCCAACAUGGUGACCGCCGGCCACUCCUGCUCCCACAAGUACUCCCCUCAGGAAAUUGCCAUGGCAACCGUCACCGCGCUGCGUCGCACCGUUCCGCCUGCUGUUCCCGGCAUCACCUUUCUGUCCGGAGGCCAGAGCGAAGAGGAGGCCUCGAUCAAUCUGAGCGCCAUUAACCAGUGUCCCCUAAGCAAACCCUGGGCCCUCACCUUCUCUUACGGCCGUGCCCUGCAGGCCUCCGCUCUCAAAGCCUGGGGAGGCAAGAAGGAGAAUGGCAAGGCCUGCCAGGAGGAAUUCGUCAAGAGAGCCAUAAACAACAGUGCAGCAUGUGUCGGUAAAUACGUCUCCAAAGGAGACACCGGAGCAGCGGCGGGAGAGUCUCUGUUCGUGGCCAACCAUGCUUACUAAGGAAACACAACUGAGCACAUUUCCACUGGCUCAUCCGGCUGUUUUCAGUGUGAUGAAUCAUUUCUGUGAGCCACACCCACUGUUACUUCUGUAUUCAUUUUUCCACUGUCAUUUGACAAUGAUGUCAAAGUAAAUAUGUGUCAUCCAGAAAAUCA